Messenger RNA from Aureobasidium uvarum, 1599 nucleotides. The record is from the annotation of a GenBank genome assembly. NCBI's taxonomy places the organism in Eukaryota, Fungi, Ascomycota, Dothideomycetes, Dothideales, Saccotheciaceae.
AUGACUCGUACUGUUUCGACAAACACUGAGGGUGUGCCCACCUACUGGGGCACCUCUGGCAGACCCCUUCAGAUGCUCAUCACCGCCGUCGCCACUACCGAUUUCCUUCUCUUUGGUUAUGACCAGGGUGUCAUGUCUGGUAUUAUCGAGUCCGAUGCUUUCCUCGAGGACUUCCCCGAGGCUGGCUGGGGCAGCAACUGGCAAGGUUUCAUCGUCUCUAUCUACGCUGUUGGCUGUCUCUUCGGUGCUAUCUUCAUUCUCACGCUCGGUGACAAGCUCGGUCGCCGCAAGUCAAUCUUCAUCGGUGCCUCGGUCAUGAUCAUUGGUGUUAUCAUCCAAGUCUGCUGUGUUGGCACCAGUUCAGGAUCUACAGCGCAAUUCAUCGUCGGCCGAUUCAUCACCGGUGUAACCGAGUGCUCCAAGGCUCACAACAGAGGCAAAGUCAUCUGCAUUGAGGGCGGCAACGUCGCCGUCGGCACGCUUAUUGCUUACUGGAUCGACUAUGGCUGCACUUACGGCCCUCACAACCUGGUCUGGCGUUUCCCCAUCGCCUUCCAGAUCUUCUUCGCUCUCGUUGUCCUCAUUAUCAUGACAAGACUGCCUGAGUCACCUAGAUGGCUGCUUUCGCAUGACAGACAAGACGAAGCCCAGGUUAUUCUUGCAGCUCUUCAAGCCAAGCCCACAGACGAUCCUGAAGUCAAACUCGAGUCCGGCAUCAUUCUUGACUCCAUCAAGGCUGCUGGCGGUUUCGGUGAGAAGAUGCCCUUCUCUGUCCUUUUCACUGGUGGCAAGACUCAACACUUCCGUCGUAUGUUGCUCGGUGCCGGGUCCCAAUUCAUGCAGCAACUUUCUGGUUGUAAUGCCGUCAUCUACUACUUCCCCGUUCUGUUCCGCGAUUCCAUCGGUACUUCCAAGAACCUGUCGCUCCUCCUCGGUGGUAUCAACAUGGUCGUAUACGCACUCUUCGCUACCACUUCCAUGUUCCUCGUUGAGCGUGUCGGACGUCGCAAGCUCUUCCUCUACGGUACUGUUGGACAGUGCUUGUCCAUGGUUAUUGUCUUCGCUUGUCUUAUCCCCGGUGACCCUCAGUCCGCAAAGGGUGCCGCCGUCGGUCUCUUCACAUACAUCGCCUUCUUUGGUGCCACCUGGCUCCCUCUACCUUGGCUCUACCCUGCUGAGAUCAACCCACUCAAGACUCGUGCCAAGGCCAACGCUCUAUCUACCGUCUCUAAUUGGCUGUGGAACUUCUUCAUCGUCAUGAUUACCCCUGUGCUUAUCAGCAGCAUUCACUGGGGUACCUAUCUCUUCUUCGCCGUGCUCAACGCUCUCUUCUUCCCUGUCAUCUACUACUUCUAUCCCGAGAGCUCCGGAAGGACUCUUGAGGAGAUCGACCUUAUCUUCGCUAAGGGCUACCUCGAGAAGAUGUCCUACGUUACUGCUGCCAAGGAGCUUCCUCACAUGAACCCCGAGGAGAUCGACGCAAAGGCUCGCGAGUACGGCUUCCAGUCCUCUGACGACGAGGCCGGCCAAGUCAAGGACGCCCGCUUCGGCGAGAAGGAAGACGACCUCGCCUACGGCGGUGGUGGCCAGAUGGCUUAA